AAAUUCCAGCGACAUUUUAAUGUAACAAUAGCUAUGGCAUCAAAUCCUAAAUUUUGUGGUAUAUGUGAUCAACGUCAUAUCACAAAGUCCUCAAGUGACUGGUGUUCCGAAUGUAACCAAUCUCUGUGUAUCGAAUGCAAAGAUUUCCAUACACUGUCAAAAGCUUCACAAAACCAUUCCACGAUAGCGAUAUCAAACUACUUAGCUCUUGAAUCCUCUUUUUCCAAAGUUGAGGGCCACUGCUCUGUACACGACGACAAGUACGUACUGUUUUGUCAAACCCAUGAUUGUUUACUCUGCCUUACGUGUCUAGAGGAACACACAAAGUGUGAAGACGUCGUUCGUAUCAGUAAGAUAACCAAAGAUGUCAAAACUUCUGAAAGUUUGUUAGACACUCAAAAGAGUUUAUCAGACAUCAUAUUGAAUCUUUCAAAAAUUCAAUGUGAUCUCGAGGAAAAUAUAUGCGAUAUAAAGAAACAGAAAGAUUCAAUUCUCCUGGAAAUAUCUCAGAUGAGGGAAAAGAUAAACAGCCAUCUUGAUAAAAUCGAACACGCUCUGAAAACAGAAUUAUGUAAAGAGGUUGAUAAUCAAUGCAAUAACACUAUGUAUAAGACUCUGGAAGACAUUAAAAGAAAGAAAAUAGAUAUAGAAAAAUGUCAGCAGCAAAUGAGUGACCUGGAUAGAUAUGGAUCAGAUCUCCAAAUGUACUUCGGCCUGCGGGAGAUAACAGCCAGGACAAAUACCUACGAUCUGUAUAUACAGACAUUAGAUGACGAUGGUAGCUUGAACAGAGUGACUAUUUCCUGUAAAAUUGAUAGCGAGAUUUCAAAAUUCGUUAAAAAAGUAGCGAGUUUAGGGACCAUACAGGUGCAAAAAGUUCCGAGUCAACUAAUCUUGAAGAGAUCAAAGGACAAACAGGCACAAUUAGUAGAUGUGAGAAACAAAUCUAUCAACGAUAUCAAGCUUAAGUUGGUGCAUACUUUUACAUUGAUGGGAAGUAUUACCGGAUGUUGUUUUCUUCCUGAUGGAAAAAUUGUUCUUUGCGAUCGUUCAUUAAAGAACCUUGUACAAAUAUUAAAUCAACACGGCGUAUUAAUUUUUGAAGUUUCCAUGUCCCCCUCUUAUACUUUUGAUGUUACGUGCAUUGAUGACAAAACUGUAGCUGUAUCAUCAGACAGUCCCAACCAGAAGCAAAUUGAUAUCAUAGAUGUGAAAACAAGAGCAAGGAGGUCAAUUCCUACUGCAGAUAAAUGUUAUGGAAUAACACAUAAAGAUGGAUCACUAAUGGUUUGCGUCGCAGGGAAAGGAGUACAGAAUGUCAAUACCCAAAAUGGGAAAAGCAUUUCACUUAUACCGUGUGAUAUAGGUAGAUGGUCUUAUAUUGUUACUAGUGACAAUAAACUUUAUUAUACGAAUUCUAAGAAGCACACCGUAACCUGUUGUGAUAAGGGAGGUAAUAUUAUCUGGACAUUCAAAGACGAGAAUGUUUUUAGGGAUCCUCGUGGUAUAGACGUUGACAAUUCGGGAAAUAUUUACAUUUUGAGUAACACAUGUAACAGUCAAAAUAAAUUAAUUGUGAUAUCUGCAGACGGACAACACAGUAGAUCACUUUUGUCAAAAGACGACGGACUUGUAAAUCCAUAUGCAGUGGCUUAUGACAAGAUUCAAAAUCGUAUUUGCGUUGUUAAUUUUAACGAUAAAGGAUUUUUGUUCGACUUAACAAUUUGAGAGGAGAUGGAAGUAAGACUUAUGAUUUAGUUUGUUUUUUAUAAUGUUUUGUGUGUGCAGAUGUUUUAGGGAGUUUUUGAAUGACUGAUUUUGCCUUCUUUACAUAAAUUAUCAAUAAAAAAACAAAAACGCGACAAGUAGAGAUUGAAAUUACCAAAAAAAAUUAUGAAAAAAUCAGUCAUACUUAAAAGUAAAUUGUUCAUUGUUUUAGAAGAAGGCAUGAAAUAUCUACAUGUUUUGUAAGUGCCUUACUAAAGAUUCUGUUUAUUCAAUGUUAAAUUUUCAUCGAUCAAUGUUCCAAUAUUCAUAUCAACAUAAUCAGUAAAACAAAAUGGACCAAG
This is a messenger RNA of Mytilus trossulus (common blue mussel), 2069 nucleotides long. RefSeq lists its product as uncharacterized. NCBI's taxonomy places the organism in Eukaryota, Metazoa, Mollusca, Bivalvia, Mytilida, Mytilidae. The coding region runs from base 34 to 1728 and encodes 564 amino acids. The record is from RefSeq and is a predicted model, not a curated record. The transcript has 2 exons. Gene Ontology annotation, molecular function: zinc ion binding; ubiquitin protein ligase activity.